AGUUAACAGGCUUGCUCUACAGAGCUUGUUCUGUGUUGUUCUGACCGAGUUCAGCUGUUCAGCUCUCUGUAGGUUUGGACCUGUGCAUCUGCCUGCGCCAUUAUGUUAAGCCGGUUUGUAAACCCUGUUAGACUGUUGGGGUCCAGUCUGAAUGGUGUGCGCUGCAAGUCUACAGCAGUUGCGACUAGCGCAUCUAUAGGCAGUAAAUCCCAGGCUGUAUUCGACAGAGAAGACCGUUAUGGAGCACACAACUACCACCCACUACCAGUCGCACUCUCCAAGGGCAAAGGUGUGUUUGUCUGGGACGUGGAAGGAAACAAGUAUUACGACUUUCUGAGCGCGUACAGCGCGGUGAACCAGGGCCACUGUCAUCCCCGUAUCCUGGCAGCCCUCAGGGAGCAGUCCGAAGUGCUGGCUCUCUCCUCAAGGGCUUUCUACACCAAUGUACUGGGAGAGUAUGAGGAGUAUGUCACGCAGCUGUUUGGUUAUGAUAAAGUCCUACCCAUGAACACAGGCGUGGAGGGUGGAGAGACAGCGUGUAAGCUGGCCAGGAAGUGGGGGUACAAAGUGAAGAAAAUCCCCAACAACAAGGCCAAAAUCAUCUUUGCCGAGGGGAACUUCUGGGGACGCACUCUGGCUGCCAUAUCAAGCUCUACAGACCCGUCUAGUUAUGAUGGAUUUGGGCCGUUCAUGCCUGGCUUUGGCAUUGUGCCCUACAAUGAUUUAGCAGCAUUAGAGAAAGAGCUACAGGACCCUAAUGUAUGUGCGUUUAUGGUGGAGCCAAUUCAGGGGGAAGCCGGAGUUGUGGUCCCUGAUCCGGGCUAUCUGAGCAAAGUGCGAGAGCUCUGUGACAAGCACAAUGUUCUGUGGAUAGCUGAUGAGGUCCAGACUGGACUGGGCAGGACAGGAAGGCUGCUGUGUGUCGACCAUGAGAAUGUUCGCCCUAACCUAGUUGUGCUUGGGAAGGCUUUAUCUGGUGGAGUCUACCCCGUGUCUGCUGUCCUGGCUGAUGAUGAAGUGAUGCUAUGUAUACAGCCUGGGGAGCAUGGGUCUACAUACGGAGGCAAUCCCAUUGCAUGUAAAGUAGCCCUAGAAGCUCUGCAGGUGUUACAAGACGAGAAGUUGACCGAGAAUGCUGAGAAACUGGGAAAUGUACUGCGGUCAGAGUUGGGCAAACUGCCCCAAGAUGUCGUCCGUAUUGUCAGAGGAAAAGGCCUUCUCAACGCCAUUGUGAUCAAUUCCAAGUACGAUGCGUGGGAAGUGUGUUUGAGACUGCGUGAUAAUGGAUUACUUGCCAAACCCACUCACGGGGACAUCAUUCGCUUUGCUCCUCCCCUUGUGAUAACUAAUGAACAGAUCCAAGAAUGCUCCCAAAUUAUCGAAAAAACCGUCAUGAGCUUCAAAUAAACUAUGGAUCAGUCAGGGAACACAUCAGUUGACACAGAUACUAAUAUUUUUAUGUCUCUAAAGCUCCAGAUAUUUGAGAUGUUUAUCGUUUUAUGAAAUACCUCAAAGUAGAUCUCGUUAAAGCCCAGUAGAUGAUGGUUGGAAUUUAUUAAAAUUUUGUUUUGAAGUUUAAUUUUAUAUCUUGUUAAUGUCAAAUCUUCAGUAGUCAAAUUGGACUGAACAGAUCUGCAUACUGUAUUUGUUUAUGUUUGUGUUGUUAUUUUUCUCAGUAAACAGUCUAUUCUUAGUUUUUCAAGAAUUCUGUGGGUUUAUUUGUUCAUGCAUUUAAAACUCAGGUUGAGUGUUUCCAUGUAAAUAGUGGAUAAACUUGAAUAAGUAAUAAAACGUUUAUAGCACACAAGUUGCAUUUGUUUGAAUGGAGACUGAGAAAGCUUAUUGAAAGACAGCAUAACAUUUAACUGAAAAUUUCUGUAAAUACCUGAUAUCUCAUAGUACUGUCAGUUUUAGCACUCCAGUCAAUAGAUUACUUCCAUUGUAUUACAUGGGUAAUGAAAAACAAAUCUUAAAUAUAUUUGAUUACUAGAAACUUUAUUACAUGGUGUGAAGGGGAAAAUGUCUCGAUCAGAUAUUAUCAGCAUUAUUUGGGGGGAGGGGGGUUAUUGAAAGGUUGGGUUUGUAAAUACUAAC
Liolophura sinensis is the source of this 2094-nucleotide messenger RNA. RefSeq names its product ornithine aminotransferase, mitochondrial-like. The record is from RefSeq and is a predicted model, not a curated record. NCBI's taxonomy places the organism in Eukaryota, Metazoa, Mollusca, Polyplacophora, Chitonida, Chitonidae. The transcript is spliced from 9 exons. Gene Ontology annotation, cellular component: cytoplasm. Gene Ontology annotation, molecular function: pyridoxal phosphate binding; identical protein binding; L-ornithine transaminase activity. Bases 103 to 1407 code for a protein of 434 amino acids.